Messenger RNA from Drosophila virilis, 2480 nucleotides. RefSeq lists its product as uncharacterized. The record is from RefSeq and is a predicted model, not a curated record. NCBI's taxonomy places the organism in Eukaryota, Metazoa, Arthropoda, Insecta, Diptera, Drosophilidae.
GAUCUGUUUUAUUUAGACACUUAAUAUUCAUAAACAUUUGUACUUUUGUUUCGUACGAGGAUCUGGGAAUUUGAAGCACAAAUCCAAAUCACGUAAAUUAAUAUCAUUUCAAGAACAAGUUGGAAUUGUUAACUAUUUUGACAUGUUUUCGAGAUGUCUUGUUAUAUACCAAAGCAAGUUGCCGUAUUCCAGUCGAAAAUUACAUCACCAAAAUAAGUCUAAGGCUCAAAUGGCUCAAAUCAAAAGCAACAUGAUGCAGCAGCGUAGAGAGCCAAAUCCAGAAUAUCAUCACGCACCUAGCAGUUUUGUGCAGAAUUUUAUAAAUCACCAUCAGCAAGGCAAAUCCAAGGAUGCCCAGCUGCACCAUUGGAAUGCGCGCUAUCGGUGGGCAGACUUUCGCAGACGCAUGAUCUACGGUACACAUGAUAUAUAAAGGAUAUUGCAUGAAAUUAACCAGAAUAUGGAGUAUGAUGCCUUCACAAACUAUGUGAAGCUUAAGAAUAUUUCGAAAAAGGCAGUCUUUUUGAAGAAGUAUCAAGAACAUUUUGGAUUUUUCCCCUUAUGCCCCAGUAUGCAAAAAUUUUGUUGUAUUACCAUCAUUAACAAUCAGAGAACAAAAAUCAAGACUUAGCAAGCAUAAAUACAUUUGAUAAAAACGUAAUCAAUUGAUUACAAAAAAAAAAUAAAUUAUUCUUAUUCUCCAUAUGCUUAUACUAUAUUCUGUAGAAUCGAUUGUUCAAUGCGUUUUAUAAAGCAGAGAUAUAAAUGGAAGACUUACAUUUAAUUGGGAAAUCAAAAGACUUGCCUUUCGUUUGCUAAAUCUAUCAAGAGUAGAUAAACGAGUAUCUUAGAGUGCAAAUUCUAACCGAAGCUAAUUCCUUAAUCAUAUUAUAUUAUUUUAUGAAUGAACUUGACUUUUCAACCGAGACAGAAAUUAUAGUACUUCAACAGUAACUUUUUGAGUGCGCUGAAAUAUUAUUUUCAGUAUAUAAGCAUAGUAUGUCAUGCGAAAUACAUAAAAUGAAAAACAUUAAAACUUGUAUUUUAACGAACUAAAAUACAUUUGGCUUAAAGAAACAAAAUUCCAAAUUCAAAUUAACGUUGUAUAUUUUUUUGAGAAUGUCGUUCCUUGUGGGCCGCAACCACCCCCAUAUGGUGUACAAUGCAGCAAAAUCAAUUGUGGGGCAUCGUAUGUUCGGCAGGUUCCCCAUGCAUCAUGAGAAUUCCACGAUUUAUCAAACGGAUUCGGUACGCAGAGCACACGACUAUACCAUGGACUAUAUCAAGAAGAAAAGCCACAACAAUACAAAGCCUGAUCGCAAUACUUCCGACGCUCACAGAAAAAACCUACACCCAUUUCUCAGGCAUUCGCUGAAUGAUGAAUUUAGAUCGCAUAAUGCAAAAUAUCGUUGGUCAGAAUUUAGAAGGAAGAUGAUCUAUGGCAACUUCGCGAUGUAGCCUCAAAAUAGCAUCUCGCAAUAUCUCUAAGUUGAAUAACUGCAUAUUCCGAACGGAUGUGGUUUUGUCCAAUGCGCAUUUUGAUAUUAUCGAAAUGAGUCUUGGGCAAAAUCACAUACAAUCCAAUUCAAAUAAAGCAAAGAUCAGGGGAACCCAUGUUCUGAGUGCACUGUUUCAUAUGGAAGGUCAUACUCAACGUUUAAAAAGGUUUUCCAAAUUAAUUUGGUCAAUGUGUUUAUAUUGACUAGAUCGUUAUUUAUUUUUUUAUGAAAAAUAUUAUUAAACAAUUUGUCAAUAAAAAUACAUACAUAUCCUCGGACCAUAUAAAGUCAUAAGCCAUGCAGUAAAUCACGGCAGCCUGGAGCCUGGGUAAAAAUUGCUAUGUCAAGUAUAAAGACCGUUUACUGAAGCUGACCAGACGCGGAUAGUGUUGUAGGAUUAGCCGGUGAACAGGCCCAAUUCAUGGGUGGACCAAGCUAGGGAGAGUCACUGUGGCUAAUCGGCUUUCGACGUUUGCGAGACGGCCUCAGGACGGUCUUCUGCUCGACGGUCUUCUUGCAUGCUAGAUCCCAGAUCUUGAUGAAUGGGCCAAGCAAAUCAAGUGACGGUUGGGCGACAAACACAGGACAUUGUUGCUCCAGGAUAUACAGGUUCUUGCCGUCAUUCAGACUCCACAAUAAAUCCAUGGAGUCCUUGCGGCCAGAUGUUUGUAUCCUAUCAUCGGGCGAGACGGUCACAGUUUUCAGAAAGCCAGUGGCCAUGGUGAUUAUUCUCCAACUUGCAGUUAGCCAAUUUUCAGACAUUGGCGGUGGGAUACCAGCCGACUCGAGUGUUUGGGUGAGAUACGCGAGCACAACACCCAAUCAGUGUGCUCAUCCUCCUGUACGGGGAAACUGCACUCAGUCAACGAAUUCCAUAAUUUAAAACUCUUGUCCCAAGCACAGAGAAAGAGUUGGCAGUUAGACCGUUUUUCGAAAAAGCCCAAUUUCGUACAAUAAAAAUCCCAAUUGAAACACAUACAA